AUGGAUGAUGAGGAAGACUUACACUUGAAAUCUAAUGACAAGAGUAGCGAUGAUUCAACCACUCCUGCAAAGAAGGAUGAUGAUGAUGAUGACAACGAUGAUCCUUCUGGAAACUUCAUUCCUCCUUCUACAGAGGCUACAAAGAAAAAUGAUUCUGAUAAAUCCUCAAAAUCUUCCCGUCCUCAUGAUUCGGAUGACAGACAUGAUGGUGGAGAAGCAAGUACCAACAAACCUCAUGAUAAAGAUGAUGACAGCCCGAAGACUGGUAACACUGAAAUUGUACAUCAUGAUGAGACUCAUGGAAAUGAGGAGCAUCACAUAAUGGCUGUUGACACCGAAUCAUUGGAUCACACUAUUGUGCUAAGUCAGAGUUCAGCCCGAGGCGAAAACUUGGAAGUGUCUCCGGGUGCGAAUCAAGACGACUUGUCUUUGAUAGAUGAGAACAUGAUCAUCUCUUCUCUGAACCUCAUUGAUGUUGCAGUAAGGUCAUAUCCUGACUACGCUCAAGAUAAAAAUUUAGAAGCGUCUUGUAGUGCUGGUCAUAAGGAUUCGCCUUUGCAACAAGAGCCAUCCGAAGACAUGCCAGCAGACUUGGCUAAUCAUCAUGAUCUUGCCUUGGUUCAAGGUGGAAAUCUGGAAGCACCUCCCAAUGAAAGUCAUGCUGAUCCAGCCGAAGCCUCAAAGAGUUCGGAUUCCUCUGAGGUAAUUGUUAACACCACUUCUGCUUUUACUUCCCUAAUGAAUGCUAUACAGGGAAUGGCAAAAACUCAGGAUACUCAUUUCAAAUCCAUAAAUGAGUCCAUUGUCAAAAUCAAGAAGGAUAUAAGGAAGCAAAAGAAGAAGGCAUCCAAAUCUACUGCUGAUGCAAGGAUCACAGCCCUUGAACAAAAGAUUGACACUGCUUUUUUAGAGAACUUAAUCUCACUGGGAUCCUUAAAAGAUUCCUUGGCUAAGAUUAAGAAGGUUCAACAGGACCUGGUCACGAAGCAUGCGUUCAUCAAAGAACGUCUCGAUCUCUCUUGUGUGAAGCUAGAAUAUGUGACAGGAAAUCAAAACCAACUGGUACCUAUAUCUCGGAAUUUGAGUGGACCCUCAAAGAGCUUCAGGUGUGUAUUAAUCGGCUAA
Messenger RNA from Ipomoea triloba (trilobed morning glory), 1125 nucleotides. RefSeq names its product acidic repeat-containing protein-like. Lineage: Eukaryota; Viridiplantae; Streptophyta; Magnoliopsida; Solanales; Convolvulaceae. The transcript has a single exon. The coding region runs from base 1 to 1125 and encodes 374 amino acids. The record is from RefSeq and is a predicted model, not a curated record.